AUGGGACAAGAAAUGGCAGCCUUUCCUGUUCUACUGAACAGUGGAUCCUUGAGUAGUUCUGAAAUGUCAAGGCUUCGUGUUAUGCACACCAAGUGUUCGAUGAAAUGCAAAAUCCCGUCUUAUUCAGUGUCCAAUUCAUGCCACAGUUCACAUUCAUUUCCUUCAGUAAAUUUUAAAUCGCAAAAGAGAUUGUCAUGUAUUAGGUCCUUGAUUAACGAAAACGGAAACAAAGAAAACCAUUCGAGGAACAGGGAGCCUAGUUUCUUCCGAAAGGGAUUUAAGCUUAGACUACAACCAAGGUUGCGAUUACUCUCUUCAAGAUUGAAAAGGGUAUCAAUUCGUUCUAUGUUAAACGACCUUGGAACUUACCUUCGCAAAAACAUGAAAAAAGUAACUCUAUCCACUUCGAUUUCUGUUGUAUUAGGGUUGUGUUAUUUGUUCCUGAAGUUAACAUCAAUGCCAACUCCUAAAAUCGUCCCAUAUUCAGACUUAAUUACAAAUAUUCAAAGUGGAUCUGUUAUGAAAGUUCUAUUUGAGGAAGGAUCACGAAAAAUAUACUACAAUACUGGCUCAAAUGGAGUAGAAAACCCUCAAAAUUCAGAAAAUUCAGAAAAUAAGAACACUGGAAUAAACGAUGAUGAUGAAAAUUCUGUAAAGAAAGAUGACAUUACAAGUUCAAAUGUGUUAAGAAAAUUGACAAGGACAAAAUCGUCAUUACCCGAGUGGCAAUACUCAACAAGAAAGAUCGACCAUGAUGAGAGUUAUCUUCUUGGAUUGAUGAGAGAGAAAGGGAUUACAUAUAGUUCAUCUCCACAAUCAAUGUUAAUGUCAAUGAGAAGUAUCUUAAUUACGAUUAUAUCCCUUUGGAUUCCCUUAACUCCAUUGAUGUGGCUUCUUUAUCGCCAACUUUCUGCUGCUAAUAGCCCUGCAAAAAAACGAAGGCCUAGCAAUCAAGUAGUUAACUUUGAAGAUGUUGAAGGUGUUGAUACUGCAAAAGUAGAGCUUAUGGAGAUUGUGUUAUGUCUUCAAGGUUCUAUCAAUUACAACAAACUAGGGGCAAAGUUACCUAGAGGAGUCCUGCUAGUGGGCCCACCGGGGACGGGGAAAACACUAUUAGCGCGUGCAGUGGCGGGAGAAGCCGGGGUGCCAUUUUUCACGGUGUCCGCGAGUGAAUUUGUGGAGAUGUUUGUUGGAAGAGGUGCAGCGCGUAUUAGAGACCUUUUUAAUGUUGCAAGAAAGAAUUCACCUUCCAUUAUCUUCAUUGAUGAACUUGAUGCCGUUGGGGGAAAACGUGGUAGAAGCUUUAAUGAUGAAAGAGAUCAAACCCUAAAUCAACUAUUGACAGAAAUGGAUGGAUUUGAGUCGGAUGUGAAUGUGAUUGUGAUAGCAGCAACAAAUAGGCCCGAAGCAUUGGACCCGGCCCUUUGUAGGCCCGGUAGAUUUUCAAGAAAAGUGUUUGUUGGAGAGCCAGAUGAAAUUGGAAGAAGAAAAAUCUUAUCUGUUCAUUUAAGAGGAAUCCCUCUUGAAGAAGAUUCCACCAUUAUAUGCAACCUUGUUGCUUCUCUCACUCAAGGCUUUGUUGGCGCUGACCUCGCAAAUAUCGUUAAUGAAGCUGCUUUACUCGCUGCUCGACGAGGUGGGGAAUGUGUGGCAAGGGAAGAUAUAAUGGAAGCUAUUGAAAGGGCAAAGUUUGGAAUAAAUGAAAGACAAAUAAGCCCUUCUAACUUAACCAAAGAAAUUGGAAAGAUUUUUCCAUGGAUGCCCUCAUUUAAGUCGAGGACUGAUGGGUCUUCUUCUCUUGGUGGUUACCAAACACUAAGCUGAUUGAGGGUAUUCUUGUCAUUUCACAAAGAAGUAGGUUUCAUAUUGACUUUCAUGGUCACACUUUUAUUUUUUAUCAACAUAGAAAGCAUCUUGUCUUUUUGGGGAUAUCAAGUUACAUGUGAUAUGUUAUGUUAAACAUUUAUGAUUAAGAGGAUAUGUGGAUGUGGGUAU
This is a messenger RNA of Lactuca virosa, 1995 nucleotides long. NCBI's taxonomy places the organism in Eukaryota, Viridiplantae, Streptophyta, Magnoliopsida, Asterales, Asteraceae. The record is from the annotation of a GenBank genome assembly.